GCCACACAUUACAAUCAGCUGUCAGAAAGAAUUUAAUCACGUAAAAAACAAAAUUAUUUGUGUCUUUAGAUAAUUCCCGUCAAUAUGGCGGGGCAAAAUCCAGGAUCUCCAACUGAUUUUCAAUAUUUCUACGAGGAUGAAGUGUAUAAAAUCAACAACCGCGGCCAAGUUGUCUUCGGCCUGGUUCUCGAAAACUAUGAAGCAAAUUCCAGCGAUCAAGAAAGUGACAUAGAAACUCCUAUCCAGAAAGGGGAGAUUCGUGUCGUAUGGCACCCUUCAGGCACUGAACGAGUGGUUUCGGAGAAGUCAGUAGGACUGGCGGAUCGUUCGUUAAUGCCUGGCGAUGUCGUGCGACGUCUCAUAGCCGGCAAGGACACGCAGCGGGGCUACUGUCGCGACAUCGAGAUGACGGCGGCCCUGCAAAUCGUUGGGACGAAACACGUGAUUCCCAAUGUAGCGAGCGAGAGACUGCAGCCGUUGGAGGAGUUCACACCCGAUCUUGCUGUGUGCCUCGACUCGUGGGUUGGCACGUCUAAAGCUGUUCGCAGCAAGUUACGCCUAGUGUCUUCAGACGGCUCUCGACUGGAAUAUCCCGAUUUAGACACAUGCCCUUUGGAGGACUAUUCAAUGCGCCGCCGCCGGGCCACACCCUACUCCUCGUCGGAGUUCUACCCGGGACAGGUUGUGUACGGCCCCCUCGGAUCAUUGGAUAACGCCAAUUGGCUACACAUGACUAAGGAGAUGAAGGCUGCGCGUAAACACAAGAUGCACGAUCAUAAGUUCACAGUGGAAGCGGUGAUCACAGAGAGUGUGAGCGUGCACUGGCAGUGUCGCGCGCUGUGCACCAACGCGGCGGACUCUGCGCAGCCGCAACAACCAAAGUUCUUUGUUGAAGGUGAUGAUUUAAAAAAGUUAAAACUACUCAAUGUGUUUGAACCGUGCACGCUCCAAGCUGGCGACAGAAACUUCCUCACCAUUGGUCCAGAAGAUUCCUUUAUCAGCAAAAAGCAGUGGCGGAAACAACAGAGUAAAUACUUCAGAAAUCUGCGAAAACAAACACGCCCCACAAAGAAAUCUUCCAAAGCGGACACAGCAUUGGAACACUUACCAUCCAGACCAAAGAAGAGGGCGUCGUCGCAUCGAAAACAAAAAGCUGGUGAAAACGACAUGGAAGUGGACAAUCCAGAGGAGAAAAUGGAAUCUCUGGAUGAGGGAGUCACAGCGGACGCAAGCUGUCCUCGCAUCAAGAUUGAGCCGAGCAGUGAUGUGCCUCUGCCCAUCACGAGCAGUCAGGAGGAUACGGCUGCGGAGGAGAAAAACGAUUCGGGGAUCAGUCCAGAACCAAUGAAGGAAGAUGGGAACCUCUUAAAUGGAGACAGGACCAUGGACCAAUUGAAUGAUGAUGAUUCAGACAAUUGGGAGAAUACCAGCAGUGAUGGCAGUGACACAGAUAGCGGCGCGACGUGGUCGUCCCGCUGCUCGUCCGGCGCGUCGGGGUCGGGGCGCGGCAAGCGGUCCCCGCAGCUGGCGGUGCGGCUGCUGCGCGGCAAGCGGCUCAAGCGCGCCCCGCGCCGCGCGCCGCCCGCGCCGCCGCCCCGCCGCAACGAGCGCGUCGUCGUCGAGACGCUGCACACCGCCAGCCGCGCCAACGUCGUGUGGCAGGAUGGAACGAUAGAAAUGGGAAUACCAUCAACGCAGCUCUACCCGAUUCACCACCUGGACGGACAGGAGUGCUUCCCGGGUGACUUCGUUGUGAACGGCGCUGCUAAUCGGGAAGAGAAUAAUAUGAUCCACCGAGAGUACGGCGUGGUGCAGCGCGUGGACCACCACGGGCGCACCGCCAUCGUGCACUGGUACCGCACCUACACCAGCGCUGAUGACCCUGUGCCACAAAUGAUAAGCGAAAGCGAGAUGAGCGUGUACGAUCUCAAGGACCACCCGGACUUCCAGUACCGACCCGGCACGGUAGUUAUCAGGGUUGCCAACUUCACCGGCGAAGACGCUAAUUGUACUGCUGGACAGGUCAUAGACAAUUUUCCUUCGGGUCGCGUGAAGGUUUGGUGGGUCGAUGGACAUACUAGCAUGUGCUGGCCACAGGAUCUUUAUAAGGUGGGCGAAUACGACUCGGAAGACGGCGAGCUAUGGGGUUCAGAAGGGUCUGCGUCUGAGGACUCGUGGGAGACGCAGAGUUCUGCACACGAUGCAGACGCGCGCACACCAGACGCUCCCACGACACCCGGAGACCAUUUACCACCCACAUUGACAACCCCAGCCAAAGAGGAAACGCCGACAACAGAGAUACGCGUGGGCCCGAUCCCGCGGCUGCUCGAGCCCCGUGUGGCGGCGCACAUCGAGCGCGGUCGGAUCGCGAUGCGCCGGCUCGAGCGCAUGUUCGCUGAGCACCCGUCGCUGCAGACGCAGGAGCUUUUCCAGAUAAUGCGGAAACUGUUAGUCCUCUAUAAAGACUGCCGCUUUUUGGAUAAGUUGAUGGGAACAACAUUUUUUCAUGAAGAUCAUUUCUUGGGCCUCAUAGAGCGUGUCAAAGAGCGCGGUGCGAACACGCCGCGUGCGGGCGAACUUCGCGUGCACGAACAGAUUGCGAGAUUGUUCUCGCCGGAGGAUGGGCAAGGUCUGCCGCCCAACGAUAUGUACAUUGGGGAGUAUGGACGGCCCGUAGCGGCUGCCAACAUAACUGUGGAGCCUAUGGAGGUGGACAUAGAGAAGGAAUCUGAAGACCAGAACCAGGACUCGGUGCAGGCGUCGAGUUCUGAUGCGAGUGUCGAACCAGAGAAUACACUGGAAAGUGAGCUUGUAAAAAAGAUGACGGAAUCGAACGCGCCGACCCGCAACGUGUGCCACAAACUGUGCCAGCUCAUACACGCUCAGCUCGUGAAGGCGCACACUGAAAUCAGCCGGCGAAGGCCCCAACAGUUGGCCGAAUUCCUUAACAGCUUAAUGGAAAAGCGAAAUAGGAGCGAAGAGAAGUUACCCUACCACUUUUCAGUUCAAUUUGGAUCUCUUGUUAUCUGUGUGACGGAUGACGUGGAAAUUGAAGAGGCACAAAAGGAGGAGGAGAAUAAAGAGGCAGCUGCCGCUAAGUUUGAAACUCCAGUACCAGAAACCGCGCCGCUAGCUACAGCCGAAGGGGACAUAGACACGGAGGUGCUCGGUGAAAGCGAAUCAGAAAAUGGCGGUGAAGGGUUCUGCGUACUAGAGUCUGCGCCGGCGAAUCAUCGCUUUAGACUGUCGUUACUGCAGCCCAGUGAACCUAGGACCUUCUACUCGGCGGUGAAGAGGGAAAUUAAACUGUUGAAGAGCGAUUUACCGCCCGGGGUGUGGGUGCGCGGCUACGAGGACCGCAUCGACCUGCUGUCGGUGAUGAUCGCGGGCCCGUCGCGCACGCCGUACGAGGGCGGGCUGUUCGUGUUCGACGUGCAGCUCGGCGGGGAGUACCCCAGGGCACCGCCGCUGUGCCACUACCACUCGUACUGCAGCGACCGCCUCAACCCCAACCUGUACGAGGACGGCAAGGUGUGCGUGUCCCUGCUGGGCACGUGGUCGGGCCGCGGCGUAGAGGUGUGGGGCAAGGACAGCUCGCUGCUGCAGGUCAUCGUGUCGCUGCAGGGGCUCAUACUGAAUGCAGAGCCCUACUUCAAUGAGGCGGGAUAUGAGAAGCAGAAGGGCACCCAGCAAGGCAAGGAGAACUCGCGCAUGUACAACGAGAUGGUUCUCCUCAAGCUCGUCCAGUCCAUGACGCGUAUGGCGCUCAACCCGCCGGAGCCGUUCCACAACGAAGUAGUGCAGCAUCUACGCGGUGCCGGCCCCGCUCUAUGCCGCCGGCUCGAGGGGUUGGCGGCGCUAUCCAACGACCCCAUUAACCCCGGCGACCCCGCGACCCCCACGGACCCCCCCGACUACCCGCUGGUCCCGGCGUCGCGCGGGUUCUGCCUCACGCUGCGCUCGUCGCUCGAGUCGUUCCGCGCGGCGCUGCGCAAGCUCGACGUGCAGUUAUAGCCCUAGUGUGGCCGACCAAUCACAGCGCUCGUUACUGCGGACGUGUGCACGUUCAUUGGAGCAUUUUUUUUUUGGGGGAUUUUUUGUUCAAAUCAGUGGGGGGAGGUUAGUUUAUGUAAUACAUUCAAAUGUUGUGUUAGAUAUCAGUAAAUUAGUUAAUGUAGUGAAUUGUUACAUCUCAUAUUGUAUAAUUUAUUAAAACAUGACAGUUUAAUUUGAUAGUGAUAUGUAUAGAACGGCACGCGUCCGCAAGAGCGACAGUCGCGCGGUUACACAUAGUUAUAGAAUUUAUUGUGAUUCGAUUAGAUCUUAGACGUUCGCGGCGAUCUAGUUUAUUAUUUCGAAAUUUAUAUUCCAAUUUUAUUUAUCUCGAGUAUUAUUAGUGUGCAUGCCGUCUGUCUUUCAUAUCCGCGGCGAUAUGGACUGUACAGCUGUUACUCAUGAUGUAUAAUUAUUGUAUGAAAUUCUGGAAUGUUCGAUCCUAUGCUAAUAUGAUUAGACUAUUAUUAUAGAUAUUGAAUUGAAUAAAUAUUUAUUUCGUUUAAUGUAAUGUAUGUUGCAGCGAUGCGUACUUACUGAGGUUUCAUACGAUUUAGCUGAAAUCCGAAUUUGUUACACGACUGCCGUGGAACGUGCUGUUUUGGAAACUGUUUUUUUGCGAAUUUCUUCGCUAAAAUAAUGUAAAACAGUUAUUUUUCACCAUCGUGUUGUUAUUUAUAAUUAUUAUAUUUUCAAUUGAAUUUUUAAUGUGCGCUUGGUGUUAAAAAUUAUUUGCACAAUACUAGAAAAUAGUUAUUUCUGCUGCGUUUGGAAACUAUUGCUUAUUUGUUAUCGGUAUAAUAUUUCUAUGUAAUACACGGAUAGUUGCAAUAUAUCUAGGCAAAGAAGUACAUAAUAUACUAGUAGUAAUAAAUUAUUGCAAAUGCAUUUUUAACACCAGUUAGGAAUUAUUUGUGAAUUUUCAAUCAUCCAUCUUUUGUUAACUAAUGUAUGAAAUGAGUCUCUUGAAUGUUAAUUUAUGUAUGUGUACGAAUAAAUUACUAAUUUUUUAUGUAAUUAUAGUUUCUAUUUCGUUUGUGAUGCAAGUUAUUUAUAUUUUAAUAAUGAAAUGAAAAAAAUGCGCCGUCUGUUACACUCCACUGUAGUUCACGAUAUUUGCUUUGUUACCACUUUUUAUUUAUCAGUACGUUAUGACAAUUGAUGGUUUUAGGAUACUAAUGACUAAUAAAUUUAAUUAGAAAAAUGUAUAAAAAUAUUUAGACACUUAAUAACUUUAAUGUGGACAUACCUAUUAUAAUUACCAUCCUUAGAAACUUGUGAAUUUAUUGUAAAAAUCAUUCAAUCGUCAUAACGUCCAUUUACGGAUUAUUUGUUAAGGAAUUGUAAACGGUCCUCUAUACUAAGUAAACCAGUGAUUUUAUUUUUGUCUAAAUUGCGGUUUUUUUAUUUAGAAAUUGUAAGUUUUUCGAGAUUAUCCUUGUUUCCAAUAGAACGCUUAUAGUAUCGGCGAGUGUUAGCGCCGGAACGCGGAGCCGGCUUGCACAAAAAUGAUGUAAUUCAUGCCAAAGUCAAUUGAGCUAUGAAAGACUUCGGUCGCUUGUGUACGCGAUAAGUGACAAUUAUAAAAUAAAUGAUUCUUCAACUUCA
Colias croceus (clouded yellow) is the source of this 5661-nucleotide messenger RNA. RefSeq names its product (E3-independent) E2 ubiquitin-conjugating enzyme UBE2O. NCBI's taxonomy places the organism in Eukaryota, Metazoa, Arthropoda, Insecta, Lepidoptera, Pieridae. Bases 85 to 4014 code for a protein of 1309 amino acids. The record is from RefSeq and is a predicted model, not a curated record. The transcript has 25 exons.